Molecule: messenger RNA, 375 nt
Organism: Ruditapes philippinarum (Manila clam)
Lineage: Eukaryota; Metazoa; Mollusca; Bivalvia; Venerida; Veneridae
Product: adhesion G protein-coupled receptor A1-like
Exons: 3
Coding region: 1-375 (124 amino acids)
Biological process (GO): cell surface receptor signaling pathway
Cellular component (GO): plasma membrane
Molecular function (GO): transmembrane signaling receptor activity
Source: RefSeq, a predicted model, not a curated record
AUGAGAGUGAAGUUUUUGAAUAUACCACGUAAGAUGAAGCACUCUGUCAUCAACAUCUGUGUCAGUGUUCUGCUGCUGAUUAUUGGCUUCACUAUGGGUAUAAAACGUACGGAUCAUGAGAGGGCUUGUCAGAUUGUCGGGAUAGUGUUACAUUAUCUCUCUAUGGUCGCCAUAUUCUGGUUUACAAUUACAGCAAGCAACAUGUUGAAGAAGUUUACAAAGGCGGAGAAGCCACCACCACCACCUGCUGACUUCCCGAUGCCUUUACCACCCAAACCAAUCAUCAGGUUCUACCUGUUGGCCUGGGGUGUGCCUACAAUUAUCUGUGGUAUAACUGCUGCAGUCAGCUUCGAUUUCUACGAUGAAUACGAUUAG